AUGAUUCGUUUUCGUUCGUCCGUUGCAAAGAAAGUAAAUUUUCGUCGUUUGGAACGCGAAGAACAACGAAAACGAUUACACUAUUUGUUCGAUAAACAUAAUCCAAUAGACAGUGAAUGUGAAGAUAAUUAUGACGAAGAUAAUGACAAUGAACCAUCAAUGCAAACACAGUCUACAGCAUCAUUGCCACAUAUUGACUAUCCAAUUUCUCCAUGUGAUAAACUGAAUUAUAUGAAUGAUGAAAUUAACAAUUAUUUACCUAAUAAUCGUUUAUUAAAUGAAGAAAAUGAAACACCAUUAUUCAAUGGUAGCUCAAUAACACUCAACCAAGCUGUACACAAAUUGGUCUCGUUCUUUAACGACUUCAACAUAAAUAAGCGUGCUGUCAUUCAACUACUUCGUAUUAUUAAAAUAUUUUUACCAAAGCCAAAUCGAUUGCCCACCACUUGGAAAGGUAUCAUGAAAGUUCUUGGACGUGUAUCUACAUCAAGAGCCACCUUCUUAUGUUCAGCUUGUCUUCAACAGUGUCAAAGAAGUCGUUAUGGUACAAAGUCAUGUCGUAAUGAACGAUGCUCUGUAAAAAACCGAACCAUGAAAAGCAAUGACAUAGUAGAAUUAGUCCAUUUGGACAUUCGCACACAGGUACAAUCGAUUUUACUCAGAAAUCAGCUGUUGCUUAAUCGCAAGGAAUUGUAUCCGAUGACUGAUAUUUGUUACGGUGAAUUCUAUUGCAAUAAGUCUAAUGUUACAACUAAUCGCAUUACAUUUAUCGUUCAUGUAGAUGGAUCGCCGUUGAUCAAAUCAUCAAAGCAAAGUAUGUGGCCUUGUUUUGCAUCAAUUGUAGAAUUGCCUCCACCAAUACGUGACUAUCAAAAGAAUAUUGUUUUACUAUCACUAUGGACAUCAAGAGUUAAACCUGAUCCAGAUGUAUUCUUGCACGAAACUAUUGAAGAACUUAAAUUACUCAUUAAUAAUGGAACAUCAAUAUUCAUCAAUGGACAAGAAUACGUAAUUUCUUUUGGAACGCAAUAUUUUAUAUCUGAUCUUCCUGCCAAAGCUUUAUUUUGUAAAACUAUCAAUUUCAAUGGUUAUUCGGCCUGCACCGAAUGUCACAGCACAGGUAUGUUUAGUGAUUUUACAAACUAUUUGUAUGGUACGAUUUAA
This is a messenger RNA of Rotaria socialis, 1164 nucleotides long. The record is from the annotation of a GenBank genome assembly. Lineage: Eukaryota; Metazoa; Rotifera; Eurotatoria; Philodinida; Philodinidae.